CUACACGUUUGUAAACGAACAGGAAUAACUUAAUACAGUUUAUUAUCUGAAAUCUGCGGGACAUUAUAUAUUAAAGAUGGAGUUUAUUAAAGAAGAGAGUGAUCCAGAACCAUGCAAAGUAAAAAAUGAAGAUACUGAGGAACAAAUAGACCUCAUGGAAGUGAAAGAGGAAAGUCAAGAACUGACAUUGGAGGAAAAACAUCAGUAUGAGGAACCUCAUUUCAAAACUGUAGAAAAACCUUUUAGUUGCUCAGAGACUAAAAAAUUCCCAAGGAAAAGAUGUCGAAGAACUGGAGCCCAAGUUUUUUUCACCUGCCUUCAAUGUAAAGAGAGUUUCACAUCUAAAGAACAACUUAUGGGACAUUUUAGAGUUCACUCUGGAGAGAAGCCUUUCCCAUGUGAUCAGUGUGGAAAGAGUUUUUUUAAUAAAGCAAGCCUUAAGAAUCACAUUAAAGUUCACUCUGGAGAGAAGGUUUUCCCUUGCAAUCAGUGUGGAGAGAGUUUCAGUCAAAAAGCAACCCUUAAGAAUCACAUUAGAGUUCACUCUGGAGAGAAGCCUUUCCCAUGUCAUCAGUGUGGAAAGAGUUUCAGACAUAAAGCAACCCUUAAGAAUCACUUUAGUGUUCACUCUGAUGAGAAGGCUUUCCCAUGUCAUCAGUGUGGAAAGAGUUUCAGUCAUAAAGCAACCCUUAAGAAUCACAUUAGCAUUCACUCUGGAGAGAAGGCUUUCCCAUGUGAUCAAUGUGGAAAGAGUUUUGGUUAUAAAUCAACCCUUAAGAAACACAUGAGCCUUCACUCUGGAGAGACGCCUUUCCGAUGCGAUCAGUGUGGAAAGUGUUUCAGUCAUAAGGCAACACUUAAGAAUCACAUGAGAGUUCACUCUGGAAAGAGGCCUUACAAAUGUGAUCAGUGUGGAAAGAGUUUCUUCCAUAAAGAAAACCUUAAUGAUCACAUGAGAAUUCACACUGGAGAGAAGCCUUUCACAUGUACUCAUUGUGGAAAAUGUUUCAGACGUAAAAGUAGCCUUCUGAAUCACACCAAAAUUCAUAAUAGAGAGAAGCUUUACACAUGCCCUAAGUGUGGCAAGGAUUUCAAAUAUCAAGCAGUCUUAGUAGGUCAUUUGAAGAUGCAUUCAGGAGAGAAAUUACACCAUUGUUCUCAAUGUGACAAGAGUUUCAUUUAUGCAAGUUAUCUCCAAAAACACCUCAAAACUCACACGAACGAGAGGCUCCAUGUGUGUUAUCAUUGUUGUAAAAGCUUUAAAUGUAUCCAGAAUUUAAAAGAGCACCAGAAAAUACAUACUGGUGAGAAACAUAUAUAGUGGUGAUGCAUGGAUAACUGAAAAGUCUGUCAAGAGGCAAAGAUCAAGAGGCAAAAAAAAGAGUGCUAUGGUGUUGAAAGCUUAUGACACUUUUCCACUGCACGUUACGGUUUGACACGACUCUUCUCGCUUUACUUUUCUGAGCUUGCUUUUCCACUGCUAUUUGGUGCUGCAUCAACGUAUGUGGGAUUAUAGGCUGAUCGUUAUAGUUGCGCCGCCUCUACUGCUGUGACAUCAUCUUAAACGCGACACUAAACAAUAACACUACCGCUAGCUGUUAGCUACUAGCUAAUUGUACUGCAUAAAGCAGUUGUUGCAUGGCCAUUUUACACAAGUGUAACAGUUAAAUUGGCCCGGUUGUUUUAGAAGCAAGCUUUCCAGUAGCUGGUCAACUAAAUAAAGUGAAGCUUUCAAGCAGAGUAUAGAGUUAACGUACCAUUCUCCAUUGUGGACUCCAGUCUUGGCUGAGUCUAGGGCACUCUCCCUCCCAUUGCUCGCCAGUCUAGAUAGUGUCCAUUUGGUCGAACCACUUCCACUUUUCUUUGAUGAUUCUGUAGUCACUUAAGUUUUUAUUUUUGUACUUUUCCUUACACUGUUGGUUGGUCCGGUGGUAGCCGUGUCUCAGCUGUGUGGCCAACAGCUGAGACACUUCCUGAAAGACUUUUCAGUUUCGUUCGUCGCUAACGAGAGGAAGGUCUGUACCUCGUUUUAUUGACCACAGCGUGGUUUUUUGCACAGCCAUUUCUUUUUACAAUUCAAAUGUUGCAUGAAUAAAUGAUACUGCUAUCGCUGUAGCUAACUUUAAAACUAGGGGGUUGAUGUCCUGUGUCAAAAAUCCAGUGACGCUGGUAGUGAAGAUUCUCUCUGACCAAUCAGUGAUAUGCAGGGUUUUGACAUCACAUUCAGUAUCAGCUCGGCUGGCUUGGAACCUCGACCGAGGUGGUACUAUAAACAUUACCAGGUACUAUCCACAAUGGAAAACCCUGAAUCGAGUUGUACCGUGCAGUGGAAAAGCCCCAUUAGAGUUAGUACACACAAAAAUUCUGUAAUCAUUUACUCUCAUGUUGUUCCAAACCUAUAACUUACUUCCAUGUGUCACAAGUGAAGAUCUUAAGCAGAAUUUCCAGAUUGCUCCUUUUAUGGGGACUAGGGCAACAUAAAGGUAUUCCACAUACAGUACAUAUUGUGUGCUAUAUUCUAAGUGAUCUGAAGCAAUACAAUAGCUUUGUACGAGGAACAGACUGAAAUUUAAGACUUCCUUUAUUUCUUUAGAUGCAUUCUCUGGUUUAUGUUAUAUCUAUUCCUACUGUUUGUCAAACUUGGGUACAUUAAUAAUUUCAUUUAUUUGUAUUAUAAUUAUGGCCACAAAUGUGUAGUACAUCAUGAAAUUACCAGAAAUAAAAAGAGGCCAAAUCUUGUUUUGUGUGGCCUAUUUAAUCAGCACAUUUCAAAAUAUUUAAGGAAAGUCAAAGAUUUUCAAUAUUGUAUCUCAACUCUGUAGUUUAGGCCUAUAUCUAUAGAUUUGCUUGGAAGCAUAAGCCAGUUGAUGGUACGUGGAUUAUUGAUUACCUGAAUGUGAUUUGACACAAUCUUAAAUUGUUCUGUUGAAACUCAAGUUUAAUAGCAGGCUUUUUUUAAUGUAAAUUAUGGCUCGGAAAAAUAACGUUAAUUUCUGCGAUUAAUGCGGUAUGUUUAAUGUGUUAAAUGAAUGCAAUUUAUGUGGCAUUAAUGUUUACCCACUUCCUUAGGGGCUGUGUAGACCAAACGCUUUUUUAUUUUUGCUAAAAAGCUAGAUGCAUUUCAACCAAUCAAGCAUAGCGCAUGUGUCUCGAUACGUGUUUAACAGAUACAUUUCUUUUUAUCUUGACAUAGCAUCUAAAAAAUGCAACAUCUUGUUAGAGAUACAAAUGCAGUAUUGUGGUCAAUGCCUUCCAUCGAGUGCAUGUUUACACAGGAAAAUUAUUAAAAAAAACAGCACAGGCAGAUGCAAAAAAAAACCUUUUGGGGUAAACGGAACCUUAUUCACAUGACACAGCACUAGUUUCUCAAGGUUACCUCUCUUUCAAACUAUUGUAGGUAAUGUCCACUUUAUCCAGCACUCUGUUUGUUUUCUUUGUUCCAAAGUAUCUCUGUGAUGCCACUUUAAAUGAUUCAGUGAAUGUGCAGUCCAAAUGAAUUGGACUGAACCACAGAUCAAUUUUACAGACAAGUUUGGCUAAUUCAUAAAAAAAUUUGAACUCAGAAUAAUUAUUAUUCGACAAAUCGGGCAUUGCUAGUUAUAAGUCUUAACUGCCCACAGAAAAAGGGGACACAUGUCAUGAUUGCUGAAGUAAUCCACACAUUGGAACACAAGAAAUCAGCAGUUUCUUUCUAUAGGACUGAAAAUCCAUGUCUCUCCGUGCAUAUGUCUCAUCAUCAUUUCUCUCCAUGCAGCGUAGACUGUUUAACAUGCACGUGCUCUCGUAAAGGGACAGAGCAUUAGUUUUAUUCAAAAUGUAAACAUUAAUUCGACAUGAUAACGCCAUUUUAUAUGAAAAGAAGCAUGAUAACUAUGGCUAUUAGGCUAUUAUUAUCAGAGCUGUUCAGCUGCAGGGUGAAGAUGAAUAUUUGAAACAGUCGACUUCAUAAUUUCAUCCUCAUAAAACACCUGUUGUCUAAUUUCUGUACCAUACAGGUAAUUUUGAUUUUGUUCUUUGUAUAUCAGUCAGUGUUGGUCUUGUUUGGGUUUUCUGCUUUCAUGACGCACAUUACACAUUGUGAAUUGAAAUAAUUGAAUAAUCUUUGAUCUUUCUUGUUAAAACGUUACACAUGGGCAAAAGUUGCAUGACAGCAUGACUAAAUGGGUGAACGAAAACCCAUCAUCUCCACAUAACUCUUGGCUUAAAAACACAUGAGUAAAUGGCAGGACGUCUGAGGUUGAUAUGGUGUAUUUAUACAUUUAUCUCUGUAAAGCGCAUAUAUGGAAUUACAUAAGGCAUAAAUCAUAUCUUGCAAAUUAUAAAUGUGAUACAAUUUUGGGGAACAUAGUAUUUUUUUUUUCUCCCCAAUUUGGAAUGCCCAAUGCGCUCAAAGUCCUUGUGGUGGCGUAGUGACUCACGUAAAUCUGGGUGGUGGAGGACGAAUCUUAGUUGCCUCUGCAUCUGAGAAAAUCAAUCCACGCAUCUUAUCACGUGGCUUCUUGAGCGCAUUACUGCAGAGACAUAGCGUGUGUGGAGGCCCACGCUAUUCUCCACGGCAUCCACACACAACUCGCCACACGCCCCAACGAGAGCGAGAACCACACAUUAUAGUGACCACAAGGAGGUCUCCACUCCCUAGCAACCAGGCCAAUUUGGUUGCUUAGGAGACCUGGCUGGAGUCACUCAGCGCACUCUGGAAUCAAACUCGUGACACCGGGGGGGGGGGGGGUCAGCGUCUUUACUCGCUGAGCCACCCAGGCCACUGGGGGACAUUGUAUUAAAAACAUAAAAUAUGUAAAAAUUAUCUUCUGACAUAUUUUUUAAAGCCAUGAUGGUAAAUACAGCUAUUUGUCAUUUUUGUGUUGGGGCCAGUGAAUAUUUUGGCGGGGCCAGUCAAAAUCUGAAGCACUGGCCCAACAAGCCAGUAAAAAUAAUUCUUAGCAGUGAGCCCUGCAACACAACACUUCAUAUUUAUUUCCACUGAUUUUAGGGGUAAAUUAUAUAUAUAUAUGAUAUAUUACAUUUUUACUUUAUACAGUCAUCUUAUUUUGUGUAUAUUGUAUAUUAUUAGGUGUAUAUUGUGUUGUGUAACGUGUAAAUUAUUGUAAAACAGAUGUGUUGUGUAACAGAUGUGUAAAUCAGAUGUUUAUUGUAAUUGUCAUAUUGCUAUGUUGCUUGGAACCGCAUGCAAGACUUUCACCCACUGUUGCACAUGUGUAUAUGGUUGAGUGACAAUAAAGGGAUUUGAUUUGAUUUGAACGUUAUGGAAACGGAACCCUUCUAAUUUGUCAGCAAAUUAAAGAGCACCGGAUAAGUGUUGAUUAUAUUGCCUGUAUGCACUGUAAAGUCUUUAUAACUUCAUCCUUUUUGUGUAAUAGAGGCGAGUAGUUAUUAGUUUGAUGAUUUAUUUUUUAGUAAGGAACAUCAAAAUUAUUAUUAUUUAAGUGAAUCAAGAGUAAGCAAACAAUAAUUUUCAAAUGUAUUUUCUGCCUGCAAUGAGGGCAACAUUAAUAAUAAACUAGAUUGCUAGUCUGAAAGUAGAUAGAUAGAUAGAUAGAUUGAUUGAUUGAUUGAUUGAUGAUUUGAUUGAUUGAAUAGGAUAGGAUAGGAUAGGAUAGGGUGUGUGCGCGUCCGGAAAGUAUUCACAGCGCAUCACUUUUUCCACAUUUUGUUAUGUUACAGCUUUAUUCCAAAAUGGAUUAUAAUCAUUAUUUUCCUCAAAAUUCUUCAAACAAUACCCCAUAAUGACAACGUGAAAGAAGUUUGUUUGAAAUCUUUGAAAAUGUAUUACAAAUAAAAUUUAAAUCACAUGUACAUGUA
Xyrauchen texanus (razorback sucker) is the source of this 5820-nucleotide messenger RNA. RefSeq names its product gastrula zinc finger protein XlCGF49.1-like. Gene Ontology annotation, biological process: regulation of transcription by RNA polymerase II; central nervous system development. The transcript has 2 exons. Gene Ontology annotation, molecular function: RNA polymerase II cis-regulatory region sequence-specific DNA binding; DNA-binding transcription factor activity, RNA polymerase II-specific. The record is from RefSeq and is a predicted model, not a curated record. Lineage: Eukaryota; Metazoa; Chordata; Actinopteri; Cypriniformes; Catostomidae. Gene Ontology annotation, cellular component: nucleus. The coding region runs from base 77 to 1321 and encodes 414 amino acids.